Lotus japonicus is the source of this 1893-nucleotide messenger RNA. RefSeq lists its product as uncharacterized. The coding region runs from base 108 to 1679 and encodes 523 amino acids. Gene Ontology annotation, cellular component: plasma membrane; plasmodesma. Lineage: Eukaryota; Viridiplantae; Streptophyta; Magnoliopsida; Fabales; Fabaceae. The transcript is spliced from 9 exons. The record is from RefSeq and is a predicted model, not a curated record.
CUUCCAUAACGCGGGUAAGUAAUAUCACAGUAACUGCCAUCAACUCAACUCAACUCAACUCAACUCGUCACUCUCAUCACACUCUCAUUCAUGCAAUCUCACCCACCAUGUCACGCGUCACAUCAAACCCUUCGUUUUUCCUUCUCUUCUUCUCCUUCUUCCUCCUCAUUCCUCUUCUCUCCACCGCAUUACAAGACGGCGUUGAAAUCGCUGCUGUUAAACAGCAUGAUCAGGUGCUGCCGUGGCUCCGAUCAGCGGCGGAAGACGCUGCUUCUCCGGCGGUGAAUUCCACCACUCUGGUCCUCGCUCAGGAACGAACUCGCCGCAAGGAUUUCUUUCACCAUUUUCGUCGUUACAAUGGUGGCUGGAAUAUCACCAAUAACAAUUACAUUACGUCAGUUCUUUCUACUGCGAUUCCCUUCUUGGCUGUUGCUGUGGCCUGGUUCGUGAUUUUCGGGGUUAUUCUAAGUGUUAUCUGUGCCUGUUACUUCUGUUGCCCUGGAGAGCCUAAUGGAUAUUCUAAAUUGGGCUAUGCUUCAUCCUUGAUCAUCCUCAUCCUUUGCACCGUUGCAGCAAUAGCUGGAUGCAUUGUCUUGUACAUUAGUCAGGGGAAGUUUGAUGGAACGACUUCAAACACACUGGAUUACGUUGUGAGUCAGGCGGAAUUCACCGCUGAAAACCUCAGGAAUGUGUCGAGAUAUUUUGAUUCGGCUGAGCAGAUUGUGAUUGGAGUUGGUUUGUCACCAGCUGUUGAAAAUGACAUUGAUAAUGUUAAAAAGAAAAUCAGCACUGCUACUGAUUAUCUUUCCAAGAAGACGCGAGAUAAUUCAAAGAUGUUACACCGAGCCAUAGAUGCAAUGAGAUUCGCUCUUAUUGUUGUUGCUGCUGUUAUGCUCUUCGUUGCAUUGCUUGGGUUCUUAUUUUCAAUACUUGGGUUGCGGUGUCCUGUAUACUUCUUGGUAAUUGUUGGAUGGGUUCUGGUUGCUGGCACAUUUUUACUUUGUGGUACAUUUCUUUUUCUACAUAAUGCCAUUGCAGAUACAUGUGUUGCCAUGGAUGAAUGGGUUCUGAACCCCACUGCUCACACAGCCUUGGAUGAAAUUCUUCCAUGCGUGGACAAUGCAACUGCUAUGGAGACCUUGGCACAAAGCAAGAACGUGACACAUUCCCUUGUUGAAUUAGUUGACAACUUCAUUUCUAGUGUCACAAAUGGAAACACCUUUCCUUACAAUCAAUCAGGCCCCCUCGUGCCUGCUCUCUGCAAUCCAUUUAAUAGCGACUAUACACUUCGGCAGUGUGCAGCAGGGGAACUUGCAUUGGAAAAUGCUACUGAGGUUUGGAAGAAUUAUACCUGUGAUGCAUCUUCAUCUGGAAAUUGCGUGACACAAGGUCGAAUCACCCCUUCCAUGUACUCUCAAAUGGCAGCUGCAGUGAAUGUGACAUAUGGCUUAUAUCACUAUGGCCCAUUUUUGGUUGAUUUAGAAGACUGCACUUUUGUUAGGAGAACAUUCACAGAGAUUAGCAACAACUAUUGUCCUGGUCUGCAGAGUUAUACUAAAUGGAUCUAUUGGGGAUCAGUUGCAGUGUCUGUAGCUGUAAUGUUGUCCUUGGUAUUUUGGAUCAUCCAUGAAAGGGAGCGGCGGCAUCAGAUUCACACCAAACGGGUCAUGGCCAGAUAAAUAAAUUUUGACUUCAACCACAUUUCGUAUAAAGUGAUCCUCAUGUGCAUUUGAGUUGGAUUGUAUUCAUCUUGUAUCUCUUAUUAUAGUGAUAUAGAGUAAUUUGAAUCAAUAUGGGACAAUGUAGAUGGAAUGAAUAGAAAAAGAGCUUUGGCAUGUAUUACUUACUGUGAACUUGAAAGUAUAACAAAAAUGAAAAUUACAGUUCACCCUA